GAGGCAAGACCACAGCUGACGUACACAAGAAACGUCAGACAGUUUACAAAUGUUUGAUCAUUAAAAACAAUCCAUAUUCGCAAUAAUAAGACAUACUGUUCAACAUUCAGGUAUUAGCCGGAUUAAUGAGGGGCGUGUUCAGUUCGCACGCGCUGUGUGUAGCGGACAGGAGGAUGCGUGGCUGAGGACUGAAGAUCCGCAUCUCGACCAGCGCGCCGAUAGACAAUCAAAGCCACGAUGGAGGGGCGAGACGAGUUUUUAUGCGGGAUUGUUGAGGGUUUUUACGGGAGGCCCUGGUCAAUGGAGCAAAGGAAGGCUCUAUUUCAGUGGAUGCAAAUGUGGGGUUUGAACACAUAUCUGUAUGGUCCUAAAGAUGAUCUGAAGCACAGGUUGCUAUGGAGAGAGGUGUAUUCAGCAGACGAAGAGGCUCAGUUGAAAGCUCUGGUUUGUGAAGCAGAGUCGAGGGGUCUGAGGUUUGUAUACGCUCUUUCCCCUGGUCAGGACAUCGUCUUCUCCAGCUCUUGUGACCUCACACUGCUUAAACGCAAACUUAGACAGGUGGCAGACCUGGGCUGUCAGGCUUUUGCCCUCCUUUUUGAUGACAUUGAUCACUCCAUGAGCCAGUCCGAUACUGAGGCCUUUUCCUCAUUUGCUCAUGCCCAGGUCUCCGUGGCCAAUGAGAUCUUCCAUUUCUUGGGGGAGCCACCGGUCUUCCUAUUCUGUCCAACUGAGUACUGUAGUUCUCUCUGCACUCCUAGUGUCUCAAAGUCUCCAUACCUGCUGAUGAUAGGAGAGGACCUACUCCCUGGCAUCUCCAUCAUCUGGACCGGAAAUAAAGUGAUAUCACGGGAACUGAGUGCUGAUUCAUUAGCUGAGGUCCAGUCUGUGCUUCGACGGCCUCCCCUCGUUUGGGACAACCUCCACGCCAAUGAUUAUGACACCCGACGUGUCUUCCUGGGGCCUUUUAAGGGUCGCCCCCCUGGACUUAGGGCCCAUCUGAGGGGUCUGCUGCUAAAUCCGAACUGCGAGUUUGAAGCCAACUUCAUCCCUCUGCACACAUUGGGGAGCUGGCAUAAAGAAGGAAAAGAAGAGGGGAAAGGUGAUGAAGAGGCCUACAGUGUGGAGAGAGCUCUCUCAGCUGCUCUACAAGACUGGAUGAAAGAACUCAGCCUUCCCCUGCAGCCUGGACGUCAAGAGAGGCCAGUCGAUCUCAAGCCCUUAACACCUUCUAUUAAAUCAAAGUCCUCCGAUAGCUCAGACAAUCAACAUGGAGCCCAGCCCAAAUCUCCAAUAACCUCCUCCCAGAGCUCAGGGGCCCUUGCUUGCGAUGAGAUCCCAGCAGACCCUGUUACGAGUCAAGAUCUGAAAGCUGUGGAGAACCAGGUCUCCAGGAGCUCCAGCCAUGAAAAGACCUCAAGAAGGGGAUUGUGUUCUGGGAGGUCUCCUUUAAGUGAGGCCCAGGUCCGGCUGCUGGUUGGCCUGUACUACCUGCCGCAUGAACACGGGCCACCUGCUCAGAGUCUGCUGCAGGACCUGACGUGGCUUAAAGCCAACUGUCACUGGGUCAGUGUCAAUGGAAACGGCAAGAAGUCCUCACCACAGAAGGUAGAGGAAUGGCGUGCCCGUGCUGGCCGGUUCCUGGCUGCAUGUGAUGAUGUGUCUUUACUGCACAGCGCUGUGGUCAACAGCAUUAAUAGGGCUGUUCUCUACGACCUUUACCCUUACAUCUGGGACCUAAGAAACACCCUGCUGGUGGCAAAAGCUUUCAUCUGCUGGUUGGAGGGUCGUAUAAUGAGUGAAAGUUCUCCACUAGGAUCCUGGAAGAACUGCUUCCACUGGUGUGGAGCCUCUUCAGGGGCGGAGCUUCAUGGUGUGGAGGCGGAGCCAUGGGUGUUUAAAGGAGGGCUAUCAGGAGAGGUGCAGAUGCUUUUGCCUGUGGGGACCAGCAGUGAGUUAUUCAGUCACCCACCCCCUCUUUUUCCCACUUGUCGACUUUUCAACAUAAGGCCAUUCCAGCAAAAAGACAAGGUGGAGCUGUACCGAAUGGUGCAUCAGUUGCACCAGGGGGGUAGAGGGGGCCAGGACGCUGCCAUCUCCCAUCCAGACUUUAUUGGGGACAGGUGUCUGGGUGCAUCUCUGGCCUUGUGCCCAGAGUACAGCUUAGUUCUGGAGGAUGAACUUGGUGUGUGUGGGUGUGCGGUUGGCAUUCUUGAUGUUAGCUCCUUUUCCAAACGAUGCCAGGCCACCUGGCUGCCCGCUAUGAGGGACAAAUAUCCUUCACGCUCCCACAGAGCCAAUGGACAUACUGCAACAAAGGAGGCAUUGCUGUAUUUCCAUGAAGAACAGGACUACCCAGACUCCCUGCUGUAUCAUUUCCCAUCUCAGCUCAGGCUGGAGGCUCUUCCUGAGCUGGUGGACUGCAGCGUUAGUCGAAGCCUCCUGACCGCCCUGCUGAUGGCAUUAAAAGCUAACGGUUCACAAGGUGUAUUCUGCGAGGUCCAGCCCACAGAUGGCUUACGGAUAGAAUUUAUGUCAAAACUUGGAUUUCUGGAGAUCCUUAGGGGAGAAGCACGGCCCACAGAGGGUGUGGUUCUGGGGAGGCUGUUAUAAAUGAAUACCCAAAACACACUAGAACAAAUGGCAAAAAUAAAAUCUGGGGUUAGGGUUAUGAUCAGGAAUAAGGCUGGGUUUAGAAUGUGCUUACUAUAGGUAAAAGUCUAUUCACAAGUCCAAAUGUUGGGCAUGAAAAUAUGCAUGACAAUAUUUUAACAUGAAACAAUGCGUCUCUAUUAAGUCCUUCAUAAGAGUCUGAAAUAUGGAAAAGAUUUGUCAUUUUAUUGAAUGCUGGGUCAAAUUUUUCAGUUGUUUGGAUGAACAACAUUGGCAUCGGACAGAGUGUGAAUCGUUUUGAUGCGAAAAAUUGUUAAUAUUUUAUACUUACAUGAUUAGUUGCAUUGGACCUGGUGUGAACAGGCCUUCAGGCUUCUUGGUCAGAGUUGGGGCUCAGAUUAAAGGGAUCGUUCUCCCAAAAAUGAAAAUUCUCUCAUCAUUUACUCACCCUAAUGCCAUCCCAG
Myxocyprinus asiaticus (Chinese sucker) is the source of this 3074-nucleotide messenger RNA. RefSeq names its product protein O-GlcNAcase. Lineage: Eukaryota; Metazoa; Chordata; Actinopteri; Cypriniformes; Catostomidae. The record is from RefSeq and is a predicted model, not a curated record. The transcript has 17 exons. Gene Ontology annotation, biological process: glycoprotein metabolic process. Gene Ontology annotation, molecular function: beta-N-acetylglucosaminidase activity. Bases 238 to 2610 code for a protein of 790 amino acids.